AUGGCUCCAUCCCGAGAACAGCUCCUCAAGACUUCGAACCUCUUCCUAGAGGCAUUCAAUGGGUUUACGCCCGAGUCAGUUGUGAAAUUUCGCAGCGCCAAGUGCAGCUGGCGGUUGCUACCCGACACACUCGAGACGCCAGCACAAAAUAAUGCCGAAUACGCAAAGCUAAUAGGCCAUCUACAAGGUCUCAUGCCAAAAUUUCGUGUGUAUAUGGUCGACGGCUUUGAGCCGGCAAUCGAUGUAGUCACCAGGAAAGUGACGCUCCACUUGAAGUCGUACUCUGAGACGAAGGUCGGGCUGUAUCAAAACGAAUACGUUUGGGUUAUGACCUUCAAUGAGGACGGUACGGAGAUAGAUGAAAUAUUCGAAUUUGCGGAUAGUCUCUACACGAAGGAGUGGUUGCCCAGGUUAAAGACGGCAGCCGAGGAGUUUGCGAAGAACAAGGGUAAUUGA
Molecule: messenger RNA, 456 nt
Organism: Annulohypoxylon maeteangense
Lineage: Eukaryota; Fungi; Ascomycota; Sordariomycetes; Xylariales; Hypoxylaceae
Exons: 1
Coding region: 1-456 (151 amino acids)
Source: RefSeq, a predicted model, not a curated record